This is a messenger RNA of Protopolystoma xenopodis, 789 nucleotides long. The record is from the annotation of a GenBank genome assembly. Lineage: Eukaryota; Metazoa; Platyhelminthes; Monogenea; Polystomatidea; Polystomatidae.
AUGUCUUUUUAUGCCCAUUUUGUGCAUCGUCAGUUCGCCGAAUUGGCGCUGUCGCACGAGCUGAUGCGGCAGACGUGCGAGGUGAACAGAAAAGUGCCAAAAAAGCCGACAGCAGUACCCGCUCUGCUGAUCGCCGCCGAGGAGAACAGCUCGGCCGGACAUACAGCGCGAUCCGGCCUCGGUGGCGCCGCCAGUGGCAGCCUCAACCUGAAGCCGAGCGUUUUACUCGCACCAACAACUCGUCUCCGUGGCAACAGCGGAAGCAGCCAGAGCAACAGCAAUUGCCAACCGGCCUCGGCCGUUGCAUCCUCUUGUCCUCAAGACAGAGACGUCGGUCCGCCGAGCAUCGACAUGACGACCGUGCGUGCUUGUGGCCCCGUCUUCACGAGUCACCUCGCCGCCUACCAUCUUCAGUUGGCCCGGCUCUGCUAUGCUCGUAGUCAGCUCGCAGAUGGUACCAGUCAUUCCUUGUCGUCGUCGACGUCGUCGUCGGUGACGGUUUCGGCGGCUGCAGAAGCGAUCGGUCGGGCAGAGGCCAGUCUCGGAGUGGCUCUUGUCGCCAGUCCGGGUUGCGUGGAGGCCUGGGCGUUGCUGGGACAUCUGCAGGAGAGCCAACCGACGGCGGAUCAGGUCGAGAGGAGAAGUAACGCCAGAGCCUGCUUCGAACGGUGCCUGGCGCUGGUGGAAUGGCCCCCGAAAGAGGCUCACUUUUUGCUCAUUCAACUUGGCCAGAUUUACCUUGACGAAAAGAAGGUACAUGAGCUGUACAUGGUAGUCUUAAAAAUCUAA